CUAGAGUAGAGAGAUUCAAAGUACUCGUUGACUUGUAGUCAGAACGGAAGGUUGCUAGUUAUUGAGUGUUGUGUCCACGUCGUUGGUUGAUUCGUUGAUUGAUUGACAGUAGUUGUACAGUAUCAAUGAUGAUAAGUGCUUAGUGGAUUGAUAGCAACCUAAUUGUCAAUGUGGGAGGAGAAAAAGCGAUGAGUUUGCAGCUGUCAGUGUAGUGGAGUCAUCAGUGCGCGCGGCCUGUAGUUUGUUUACGUCGCAAACAGGGAAUUCCCUUUCUGUCUCCGUCCCUGCUCUGCUUCAGAUGUUCGGCGAUAACCAUGCUCCAUCCUCACAUCCGCGACUCAUCAGCGGCUGACAGCAGCAGGCAACCAACAACAAUGCCAUUGAAUGUCAGCAUCUUUUAUAAUACUCGUUGGUCUGCCUUUUUUUCCAACGUGGUAAGUGCGACCGACUUGCCAUUCUCUAAGCAGCCUUUCCACUUAUAACACCCGCGCUUCAAUCACAGUUGCUGUGUUGACCAUGUAAAUUAAAUAUUUUUUCGCUAGUGGUGUGCUGCACACACGGAAUGCUCUUUCAACAUCAACAUGGUAUGAUUGUGGUGUAGUUUUUCUAGUGAUACGAAAGUGUUGAUAAAUUGUCAUUAGUGCCAAAUUGUAUUGUGACAACAGUGGUGGAUAAGAAGAUUAUUUGGCCAGCUCCAAUACAGAGACUUGUCCGACCACAGAACAAGCCUGGAAACGUAAUGCCUCGCAAGAAAGGGCAUGGAAUACAUCCAACUAAAAGAAUCAAGGCUGAGCAAAAUGUUGCUGCAAAAACUACACAGAAAUCAUCAAAAGUUGCAGAAAAGGAUGGUGAAAGUAACUCAGUGCCAUCGAAAAACGAAAUGGGAAAGGCUGGAGUUGAGACACAGGUUGUGACGAAAAGUGUAAACGGAGGCGGUGGCAAUGGGGGCGGCGGAAGCAGCAGCAGUGACGCGGAGGGGGGCAGCAGCAAUGGAGAGAACAACUACCUGCACAAAAAGUUCAAGAAGAUCGCCGCCGCUGCAUCUGCUGAUAGUAACGCUGCACUGUCCAUCACCAACGGAGUCGACUGUGCGAGUAGCAAUCGGCCAAACGACAAUGAGGUCCAAGACGAGUCGAAAGUCACAUCAGGUGGGCGCUACAUGUGUCCCUACUGCAAGCUAGCCUGUGCCAAACCAAGUGUCUUGGAAAAGCACAUAAGGGCCCACACCAACGAACGCCCCUACCCCUGUGUGCCAUGUGGUUUUGCGUUCAAAACCAAGAGCAACCUGUACAAGCACUGCCGGUCGCGGGCGCAUGCCGUCAAGGUGGGAGACGCCGACACUGACGAACCGGGCAAGUGCCACGAUCUGAGUGGCUCGGAUGACGACAUCGGCGACCCUCAGGCCAGGCUCACUGUUACCUCCACUGCCAUGCCACCCUCAACUUUGCAAAACAUUUCACCAGCUGACUUACAAAAGAAGAUAGAUGACCGAAUAUCAAAAACCAUCUACAAACCAAAGUUCCAUACUACUUCGUUGUAUGUGGAAAACACUUCACAGUCUUCUGUAUCGGAUUUGAGCAUUACUUCAACAGCGAAAGAAAGUUGGUCUAGUGAUACUGCAACACCGACUAACAGCUUGUCACUAAAAAUGCCUCCAGUUGACCGAGCAGCACUUUCAGAGAACUCUGUAUCUUCCCCAUUCACGAGCUGUUCUUCUCCAAGCCCUGAAUUUCUACACAGACACAUAUCAAAACUUAUAAGUGACAACCAAGCCAUUGUUGAAACUAUGGAUCCAAUAUGGCCAAAGAAGUUUCUUCAUCGUUCAAACAGCAAAGAAGCAUCUCAUUCACCAUCUAGUCAUUUUCCAUCAGUUGUAUCUGAUACUUUACUGUCUUUCAAGAAAACUGAAAGCUCAGAAGUUAUACCACCAUUCUCCAAUUAUUCUCUAUUACCAGAGAAAAAAUCUGAGAAUGAACUAAAUUCUCAUUCUAAACUUGCUCUUGCCCUUCUAAGGCCUUCAGAUAACUUGGAACACAAUUACCGUUCUCCUUCUCCAUUGUUGCAAGAUGUCUGCAGUGAUCAGCAGCCAUUGAAUUUGACAACAAACUCUGGCAAAAUUGGCCAGACAGGCAAUAACAGUAGAAAGCGUAGCUAUUCAGAGGGUUUUCCUUAUGGAUUGAAAGAAUCUGAGCUUCCUCCACAGUCUUCCAUUAAAUUAAUUAAGUCAGCUACAGGAUUUACUAGAGCAGUGCCUGCUGAAUUGAAUAUUUCUCCAGAUUCAAAAACUGUACAUGAAAAAUUCAUGAAACAAACUAUGAUGUGUGGUUCUGUGAUGAAAGACUCUACUUUCAAAUCCAAUAUUCCAAUAGGUCCACAUGGAAUGAUAGUUACAGAUGGCAUUCCAAGUAGGAAAUCCCCUUUGAAUUAUACUACAUCUAACAAAUCUCAGUCACCUGAGAUUCGAUCUAUUUGUGAAACUUGUAAUGCUUCAUGUAGAAAUGCCCAAGAACUUAGAAUUCAUCAGAUGUAUUUUUGCAAAUGGGAUGAAAGUAUGGAACAUGAUAAACCUUUGAACGAUCCUGUACUUACAAAGACACCCACAAAAGGAGAAGGACCUGUUAUGAUUGCACCUCCAUUUCCAUCACCUGGUCCCUUAUUGGGAAAAACACCUCUUGUCGAUAGCUACGCCAGAUCAGUAAGUGAACAUAAAAUAGACAAAAAAUCUCCAUUCAAGAAAGUCAAACAUGAUUUGGAUGCUAAAAGUGAAUCAAAGCCACUUUCUCUACUUACAACUCUACGCUCAUUGGAGGAAUUAUCAAGAUCACCAAUGAAAAAUAAUCUUCAUAUGUUCGGUGGUGAAGUGAAAAUUCUUGAUGGCACAAGUGGAGAAGCAAAAACAUUGAGAAUAGAACCAUCAAACAGAGGCUCACAGGGAUCGUCAGAAAUCACUCUAGACAUAUCUUCAGCUCCAGGGUACAAGGAUAAACUAAACAACAAUGAAACUGGAAUUGCAGAAGAGAAGUCGCCUCAGAUCGUUGUUAAUAUGGCUAAGACUGGAUUCCAUUCUGGUGGAGUGGUUCAAGUACCACAUAAAAUCGCCAAUAGCCAGGAGGCUAAUCAUCAAAGGUCGUUGAAAUGUGGGACUAAGGAUUCAUCUUCCUCGCAUGUGUCUACAUCGAACAUUUCAAAUUCAAAAUAUCCCAGUUCAAAUAAGCUCAUCAUUCCUAUUAUUCCCAACAUAGUGACGCCGACUUUGGCUGUAGCUGGAGUUGCCUCCUCACCAGUGGCACUGCCGUUGGCAGCUGGAGUUGCCUCACCAGUGGCACUGCCGUUGGCUCCAUUCACUCCUAUGUUGGCCGACAAAGCGAUCAUCAAUCCAUUGACCAGCAUAACCGGCUACAACCCACUCACGCUGCCCCCAGCGCCGCUCCUCUGUGCCGCCUCCAGCGACGUCGCCGCCCUCUCCCCUAUCCCUGCACCACCCUACACCGGAGGAAUUGUGACCAUCCUGCACGGCGGCAAAGCGAUUCCCUAUGUGCCCGGCAUGCCAGGGCCACACACUCUCCUCCAAACUAGUCCAUCGCACACCACCGAAAUUCAAACAAAUAAUAAAGUUAUCGAACAUUCAAGAAAGGAUUCAAUCAGUGAACCUUCUCCCAGUGAUUUGAAACUCCAGCGAUCUCUCUCUGUUCCAACUUCCAGCGAUGCGAGAAAAGUUCCUAUUCCUAACAUCAAACUGGAUAGUGCUGAAAGCCACAUUAAAGCAUUGCCAGAUGCGAAACAAUCAACAGCUGUCAAGAUAUUGAACAAUAGAAGGAAUACAAUAUCGCCGAUAUCUUCAAGUGGCAGUCCUGUAGCCGAGAAGCCGCUGCUGCCGCCGCCGCCGCAGCCGCAGCCACCGCAGGAAGAGGACGCAGGAAGCGCGACGAACGCCGCCACCGAGAGGCGGUUUCUGAGGCCGACCUCACUGCCGCUGAAACCGGGCACUUUCACGCCGAAAAAGGUCGGCACGCCGAACGUUCUGCCGCUGGUCAGUCCGGAGACGCCGCGACCGCGCAAGUCCUACGGCCAGCUCUAUCUGAACGGCCACGCCUACACCUACCUGGGUCUCAAGUGCUCCACGCGCGUCUUCUUCUGCACGCUCAACAAGCCGCAGCCCAUCUAUGUGCCGCUCACGCCCGAACACAGCAACAUAUCCAUGUAUUCUAAUUGGAAGAUCAGGUCAGACGCUGACCCGAACCCCUUUGGCCUGGAACCAGGUCAAGCCAUGGCUCACUACGACUCGCGACACCGGCCUACCUCAUACACGGUGGCACUCUCCAACAAGUUCGAGACCGUCACUCAUUCAUCGCAAUGGAAAUAUCGCCCUCCCACUGAAAAACCGCUCCAAAUUGAACCUGCCAACAAAUUAGAUUCCCCAGAGGAAAAAGAUGAGUUAUUGAAAGAGAAUGCUCCAAAACGAAUCAAGAUAUUUGAUGGAGGGUUUGAAUCCAAUGAAGAUUACAUAUAUGUGAGAGGCAGAGGUAGAGGCAGAUACGUAUGUGAAAUUUGUGGUAUUCGAUGUAAAAAGCCUUCCAUGCUGAAAAAACACAUUCGAACUCACACUGAUGUAAGACCUUUCACAUGCAAGCAUUGCAAUUUUAGUUUCAAAACAAAAGGCAACCUGACGAAGCACAUGAAGUCGAAAGCGCACUUCAAGAAGUGCAGUGAGUUGGGCGUUGAGCCGGUGCCAACGUGGGUGGACGACAGUCACAUCGACGCAGAGCUGCUGGCUCGGCAGCAGGCGAUGAGGGCCGACCGCGGCCUCGACCCCAACCUCACUGACGACGAUGAGGAGGAUGAUGAGGAGGAAGAGGACGAUGAAGACGAGGAUGUCGAUGUCGAUGGAGACGAUGAUGACUAUGAAGAUGAUUGCAACUCACGCCUAGAGCAGGACGCAGUGCGUUCGCUUCUGUCGCUGUCGGAAGGACCUCCGUCGACGUCCUUGCAGUCGUCAGUGGUACGAGCGGGUCUUGUCGCGACGCACGGGCGACCGCACACCUACCCCUAUUCGCACCCCGUCCCCCCUGCGGCGCCCCCCGCAUCCCCCCACGGCACCAACGAGCCGCAGACGCCCACGCUCUCCGCCAUUAGUGCUCAACGUGAACGUGAAAAGGUGUCUCAGAACACGGGCCUAGCACGAGUACACCCGGAUGAGACACCUGCUCAGGUGGAGCGAUCGGAGGCGGGGGUUGGGGUGACUUCCCGCUACUACUUCCCCUCAACGCGCAAUUCCAACUGCAGCCUCCCUCAAGACAAGACAAAGACAUCGCACGAUGCACCCCCGAGUGAGUCCACUCCCAACAACGAGGCCGAGCCUCAGAAAAUCUCGUCAACUUCCUUCCCAAUGGAUCUCAGCUACAAAUCAUCAGAUGAAACAAGAGCGCGCACAUGCGAGGCAGCUCUCCUGCUUGCGUCACUGUGUUCGACAGUGGACGCUUUGCCUACGACGCCGACGCCCGUCGCCGACGUGUCUGAGGACAGUCAGCUGUUGCAGGCUUACCUGACAGAACGAGCCGUCAAGCAGCACCACAUCAAGCAACAUCAGUACCAUCGGACACCGCCACCGCAGGGCGGCUCCAUGCUCUUCACCAGCACCGCUUCCAUCCAAACCCCAACAGACAAAGCUCCCAAUCCAGCCGACGUCAUCCCCCAACCCUCCUCAGAAAAAUCCAAGUUCCUCUCCUCCACCAAAUCCCCCAACUUCCAUGUCGAAUCACUCAUCAGACCAACACCUUUUAUUCAUUUGAGAUUCUUUAAAAUAGCUGAUAAGAAACCUACAACUACAGUUUCAAUAAUUAUCAUUAUUUCACUUUCACUGAAAUUCACACAUAUACAUAAUAUUAAUGUUUUCCGAUGCAGUGUUUUAGAGGAUGGCCGCAGCAUGUGCCUGAUCUGCAACAAACUGUUCACGAAGCCUUCGCAGCUGUGGCUGCACGUCAACAUUCAUUACUUCGAGAGGCCGUUUCGCUGCGAGUCGUGCGCCGUUUCAUUCCGCACUAAAGGCCAUCUUCAGAAACAUCAGCGAUCAGUCACUCACAUGAACAAGAUGAGCAUGAACUCGACGUUCGGCACAGCUACAACUUCGAACCCUCGGCCGUUCAAGUGUGACGAUUGCAAGAUAGCAUUCCGCAUCCACGGCCACCUGGCCAAGCAUCUGCGCUCGAAAAUGCAUAUCAUGAAGCUGGAAUGCCUCGGCAAACUGCCCUUCGGCACCUACGCCGAGAUGGAGCGCUCCGGCAUCAACAUGAACGACAUAGAUACCACCGAUUGUGAUAACUCACUGGAAAGCCUACAGCUUCUCGCUCAAAAACUGAUCGAGAAAGAUCCUUCGAAAUUGGGUCAGUGGGAUCCGUUGAUCCAGCGUUCGAUGAGCACAGGUGAAACGUCGUCGGAGGAUGAAGACGCCCCAGCCGCCGUCUUAGCUAAGACAAUCUUAGCUAGUGUCCCGCGUCCGUCCGGCCAUCACGACGCCUCCUACAAGGGUCCUAGUUCCAAAUUGACCGACUCCAACAGUACCACUGUUAUUAGCAGCUCUAGCGACGCUUUUUCACACACUCCGAAAACAGAUUCCGUGAAAACAGUUAUACAACGCGGAAGCCAGUUGAUCUUAAGAGAGCCUAACAAUAGGGAGGAGUCUGAUGCAGCUAGUGGUCCAUCAUCCUUCCCUGUUCACUCCUUUGGCAACUCCAUUCUACUAAGAGCUCCCUCAUCCAAUUCGGUUCUAGUGCCAACUACUGGCAGCUACUCUCAGCAACUAGGAAAAAUUACUACUAAACUACUGAUGAACAGUAGCCAAGUGUCUGAGAGAUCAACAGACUCAAGCGUUGUAAGUGCAAUUAAAAGCAAGGUGGAAACAAACUCUGAGAAAAACUGCAGUUAGUACUAGCGAAAUCGUGAUAAUUUCAGUGCAACUAUCUGAAUAUUUAAAACUCGUAAGGUCAUAUUUUUUUAAUGAGUAUGUCGUAUCUGAUGAGUUAGACCAAUGCAAGUAGUGUAAUACAUGGAUUACAGUAGAAGUAAAUAUUGUAAUCCGAAUAAUAAACUAUAAUAUACUAAGUUUUUAUGUGAUUGUUCAAGUUUGGACAACUGGUUAAAUUAGUAAGGUACUUGAAAUUGAAAUUAUUUUUCAUUAUUACUCGAUAAAUGUUGCUUUGAAUGAAAUUUGUAGGAAAAAAUGAAAGAGACGGAUGUAAAAUAUGUCUUUAGAAGUGUAGAAGGUUAGAAGAAUGACUUGUGGAAGGAGUAUUCAUAAUUUCUUUAUUAGUCCAGUCAAGGAAAGGUUA
Messenger RNA from Nilaparvata lugens (brown planthopper), 7325 nucleotides. RefSeq lists its product as uncharacterized. The coding region runs from base 740 to 6922 and encodes 2060 amino acids. Gene Ontology annotation, biological process: regulation of transcription by RNA polymerase II. The record is from RefSeq and is a predicted model, not a curated record. NCBI's taxonomy places the organism in Eukaryota, Metazoa, Arthropoda, Insecta, Hemiptera, Delphacidae. The transcript has 14 exons. Gene Ontology annotation, cellular component: nucleus. Gene Ontology annotation, molecular function: zinc ion binding; DNA-binding transcription factor activity, RNA polymerase II-specific; RNA polymerase II cis-regulatory region sequence-specific DNA binding.